This is a messenger RNA of Clavispora lusitaniae ATCC 42720, 1050 nucleotides long. RefSeq lists its product as uncharacterized. The record is from RefSeq and is a predicted model, not a curated record. Lineage: Eukaryota; Fungi; Ascomycota; Pichiomycetes; Serinales; Metschnikowiaceae.
AUGGAUAAGCUUCCACCAGGCGCCUAUAACAGGCUACUAAAUCUUCUAUAUAAGAAAACAGUGCCAGAAGUCAGUCCCAAAGUCCCACUAGUAAAACGAGUGUUAUAUGACCUCGAUCAAAAUGAAAAGACACAUAAGUCUGCACUUGAUGACUUGAUGGAGCAUCUGUGGCGUCAAAAGCCUAUGGAAACAGCAAUAGAUGACGUGAAAAAGAAGCUUUCCAACCCUGUCCUUUCGAAUAUCUUGCUCUUUUCUUGUAAGAAUUCUUUGGUUGGGCGGCGAGAUUUUCAUAAUGUGUUCCCAGUUAAUAGAGAGCGGUUUUACUUUCUAGAUCAACAACUCAGGAAAGGUUUAGAUUUCCAUGUGGUAAAGGGCCGAAAUCCAGCAAGUUUAAUAUUCAGUGGCCAAUACUACUUGCUUUUUGCUAAUAUAAACCAAGCAUGUGUCUAUUAUAUGGAAACGCAGGGAAAACUUAUAAAUGGAUUUGAUUUGCAGUUUGAUUUUGUGCUUCCAACUGAAAACCACUUGAAGCGAAUGGCUUCGCCUCUCAUACAAUCUUCGGACACUAGCAAUAAGUCUGAAAUUUCUAUUCGCCCAGAUACUGUCGGGAUCACACCUAUUUCUGACAUCUUCAAGAUCUCUCCAUCAAAGUCACGCAUACUAAAAGAAUUGGAGACGUUAGAUCCCGAUCGUUCUCGUUAUAUCAAGGAGAAUCCUGAUCCGAUGUAUGAUCUAAUGGCUCGUUUCAUCGACGUACCAAACCGGUACAAACAAGUUCUAGUGAAAAACUACCCAUUUGGUCUUUCUAAACCUGCAUUACUGAAUCUUCUCUGGGAUUAUCAAUUCGCCAGCCCUGAGAAUCCUCAAGAUUCGAUUACACAUAUACAUUCAGACCCCUUAACCCAAACGACGUCGACACUUUUGAAUUUCAAGGACGAAACAAACGCAAAACGAUUUGUUCGUAACCAUCACGGACGCAGAUGGGAAAAAAUGUUGGAUCGCAACGAUAAACCAUUGUACGAACCGAUCAUCUGCGAGAUACUCGACUAA